GACAGAGAUGCCGUGUGCGGGGCGUGCGGGACGGAGUUUCUCCGAGCGGCGGAGCGCUACUGCUUUGAACGCCACUCGGUUGUUCCGGAAGUAGACUUGCCGAGCAGAAGUGUUUCCGGAAGACGUGGCUGUUGGUGCUGUGGUACAGUGGCAGCCGUGACAGGUUUCAGGAGUCUCCAGCGCGGUCCUGCCCCUCACUGACCGGCCUCAAGAUGAUUUCACUCUCGGACUCCCAGAAGAUCGGGAUGGGGCUAACGGGCUUCGGCGUGUUCUUCCUCUUCUUCGGGAUGAUCCUGUUCUUUGACAAAGCUCUCCUCGCCAUUGGAAACAUCCUGUUUGUCGCCGGACUCGCCUUCGUCAUCGGGCUGGAGAGAACCUUUCGCUUCUUCUUCCAGAGGCACAAGGUGAAGGCCACCGGUUUCUUCCUUGGGGGGAUCUUCGUGGUUCUGAUCGGUUGGCCCAUUGUUGGAGUGGUGCUGGAGAUCUAUGGGUUCUUCCUGCUUUUCAGGGGGUUCUUCCCGGUGGUUGUGGGCUUCAUCAGGAGAAUACCGGUUCUGGGCUCCAUCCUUAACCUGCCCUUCAUCAGCGCGCCUCCCUAAGGCUCUGAGGACAACUGAGGACAACCACAGUGGUGGUCAGUUUCUGCUGGUUCUCCCUGCAUGCUGCUGCUCGUCCCUGAUCCAGAUGGGGGUCUCCUCAUGGACGCUCUGCUUCAGCACCACUAAACCUGCAGGGGGAGGUCUUUUUUUCUUCUCUAGAAAAAGCUGAAGAUUCAUGAAGGUUCAGUGUUAUAAAUCGUGAAGAGAAGUGUUUAAAGUCAAAGUGAAAAUAGUUCCUAGCAUGUGACAGAGGCAGCAUGCAGGACUGGAGCGCAGAUGAUCCCCGGCUCUACAGGAGACUGUGGAUCAGACUGAAGACGCAUGAAGACUGAGCUGAACGUGGAGGAUCGGUUCCUCACAGAGUCCUCUGACUGAACCGCAAAUACGCCCCGACUUUGGACGGAACACUUUAAAACAUUUGUUGAGAAACUCUUUAGAAAAGGAAAUUAAUUAGAAUGUCUCCAACAAAGACCAUCAUAGUGUUUAAAGCUUUUUUUGCUCUGAAAAAAAUAAAAUUUCUAACACUUCUCCAGUUCCUCUGUGACUUGUUUCUGAUUUGUCUCUAAUUCCUCUUUAACUGGUCUCUAACUUAUCCCUGACUAGUCUCUAAUUCAUCUCUAACUCCUUUCCAACUUCUCUCUGACUACUUGCUAAUUUGUUUCAUACUUCUCUAUGACUUGUCUAUAACUCCUCUCUUACUCCUCUCUGAAUUGUCUUAUACUCCCCUCAAACUUGUCUCUAACUCGUCUCUAACUAGUCUCUAAAUUUUCUCUCACUCCUCUUUAACUUGUCUCUAACUCCUCUCUUACUAGUCUCUAAAUUGUCUCUCACUUCUCUUUAACUCCUGUCCAACUCCUCUCUGACUGGUCUUUGAAUUGUCUCUUUAACUUGUCUCUUUAACUUGUCUCUGGUCAGUCUCUGAUUCAUCUCCAACUUCCCUUGAACUAAUCUCUGACUAGUCUCUGAAUGGUCUCCUACUCCUCUUUAACUCGUCUCUGACUAGUCUCAGAUUCAUUUCUAACUCCUUUCAUACUUCUCUGACUAGUCUCUGAAUUGCCUCUUACUCCUCUUUAACUUGUCUCUGACUAGUCUCAGAUUCAUUUCUAACUCCUUUCAUACUUCUCUGACUAGUCUCUGAAUGGUCUCCUACUCCUCUUUAACUUGUCUCUGACUCCUCUCUGACUACUCACUAACUUGUUUCUUAGUCCUCUUUAAUCCUCUUCAGCUCCUCUCUGACUAGUCUGAUUGUCUUUAAUAGCUCACUGAUUAGGCUCUGAUUUGUCUGUAAUUUCUCUUUGUCUAGUCUCUGACUCAUCUCCAUCUCCUCACUAACUCUUCUCUGAAGUUACAUUCACACCGACCUCGGCAACGCACAUUCAAGCCAUCACUUUCAAUGAAGUCUACAUAAAUGUGCUUAAAUGCACGUUUCAAUCUUUCAUGCUCAAAACUCUACGAACGUUUUCAGGCUCUGAAAGUAAAACAGGGUCAAUCUUAGACCAGUCAGAGGCUCUGAUUUGCUAGUGAGAUAUGGAUGAUGUCACUUUUAAUUCACGGAAGUGUCAACUGUUUGAAAAUUGAUCUUGUAGGGGAAAUUAAGAAUUUCCGUUUGUGCCCGGCUGGAAUUCUACGACACCAAGUCUUUCAUUUAUUGGAACAGAUUUGUGGAAGCCCAGAGCAAGACUCAUCAGAUUUGCUCCUCUUUAACAUUUCACACCAAGUCUCUAGCAACUGUAGGUGGUGGACAUGCACUCGUGAACAGUAGAAGUCCCUCCCUGCUUGUCCAGUGUCCAUGUUCAUGAACGCUUGUUGCUUUGUCUCCUCUCUAACUCAUCUCAAAUGUUUUCUUCUUGGAUUCUGUGAGACGAGACAAUUUGAGUUUAAAGGUCAGCACAGAUGCUGACCUCCUGUGGUCCUCCUGCUGAUCCUUGUCCCCUUCUG
Molecule: messenger RNA, 2537 nt
Organism: Oryzias melastigma (Indian medaka)
Lineage: Eukaryota; Metazoa; Chordata; Actinopteri; Beloniformes; Adrianichthyidae
Product: vesicle transport protein GOT1B
Exons: 5
Coding region: 213-599 (128 amino acids)
Biological process (GO): retrograde transport, endosome to Golgi; endoplasmic reticulum to Golgi vesicle-mediated transport
Cellular component (GO): endoplasmic reticulum; membrane
Source: RefSeq, a predicted model, not a curated record